CAUCAGGCCUGGAAUGCUGACUGGCAGUCGGCUGGGGCGGGGGCUGGGGAUCGUUAUAAAGCUGGGGACGCCUGGGGGUCACCUGUCCGUGUCUGCAGCCCGCGAGUGCCCUCCGCCGCCACCAUGCCCACCCACCGCCUCGUGAUGGUUCGGCACGGUGAGAGCACCUGGAAUCAGGAGAACCGCUUCUGCGGCUGGUUCGACGCGGAGCUGAGCGAGAAGGGGGCUGAGGAGGCCAAGAGGGGGGCCCAUGCCAUCAAGGACGUGAAGAUGGAAUUUGACAUCUGCUACACGUCGGUGCUGAAGAGGGCCAUACACACCCUCUGGACCAUCCUGGACACAACGGACCAGAUGUGGCUGCCUGUGGUGCGCACCUGGCGCCUCAAUGAGCGGCACUACGGGGGUCUCACUGGCCUCAACAAGGCGGAGACGGCCGCCAAGCACGGGGAGGAGCAGGUGAAGAUCUGGAGGCGCUCCUUUGACAUACCUCCACCCCCCAUGGAUGAGAAGCACCCCUACUACAACUCCAUCAGCAAGGCACGUCGCUAUGCAGGCCUGAAGCCGGGGGAGCUGCCCACGCACGAGAGCCUCAAGGACACCAUCGCCCGGGCUCUGCCCUUCUGGAAUGAUGAGAUCGUCCCCCAGAUCAAGGCUGGCAAGAGGGUGCUCAUCGCAGCCCACGGGAACAGUCUGCGGGGCAUCGUCAAGCACCUGGAAGGGAUGUCGGACCAGGCCAUCAUGGAGCUGAACCUGCCCACGGGGAUCCCCAUCGUGUAUGAGCUGGACCAGGCACUGAAGCCCACCAAGCCCAUGCGGUUCCUGGGCGACGAGGAGACCGUGCGCAAAGCCAUGGAAGCUGUGGCUGCCCAGGGCAAGGCCAAGUGAAGGGUGGGCUCUGGCAAUAAA
Molecule: messenger RNA, 906 nt
Organism: Globicephala melas (long-finned pilot whale)
Lineage: Eukaryota; Metazoa; Chordata; Mammalia; Artiodactyla; Delphinidae
Gene: PGAM2
Product: phosphoglycerate mutase 2
Biological process (GO): glycolytic process
Molecular function (GO): intramolecular phosphotransferase activity
Source: RefSeq, a predicted model, not a curated record